Molecule: messenger RNA, 1324 nt
Organism: Neogale vison (American mink)
Lineage: Eukaryota; Metazoa; Chordata; Mammalia; Carnivora; Mustelidae
Gene: C8H20orf96
Product: chromosome 8 C20orf96 homolog
Exons: 11
Coding region: 137-1222 (361 amino acids)
Source: RefSeq, a predicted model, not a curated record
GGUCUUUCUGGGAAGUUUCAGUGGCCUAGGUUACCACGCGGUCCACGUUGUGAAAAGAAAGUCAGAGAAGCGGAGUAAUAAGUAUCGCAAGAGACCAGGGCUCCACGGACUUACUACUCUUCUUCCACUUCACCCAAUGGCGCGCGUCUUUCCCAAACCCAGCCACUGUGGGAUUCGCUCUACAAUCUACAACUUCCAGAAUCUGGAUUAUGUUCCAUGGCAGCGGUCCAAACAGAAAUCCAAGUCACCUACUCUGCCUCCCAUCCUACAAACCAGAGGCCACCAGAAGAGCAAAACGAAGACUUUGACUAGCGUCCUGCCAGGGUUGCAUUCCAAGCCCACCACGUCUAUGACAAGCCAGCUGAGGAAUCCACAAGAAAAGUACAGUGGGAGGUUGGACUCCGGGAAGACACAGAAGAAAAUCCGGCUAUUGAGGGCGUUGCUCAGGAACAGGCGAACCACGCUGCAGGAGCUCUCCAGCCAUGAGGUCUUUCUCACCAAGCACAACCUGGAGCUGAUCAAGGACAUCCAGGACAUGGAAGACAGCUCGGCCCUGAAAGUGCGCACGAUGCUGCAGGAGCAGGACAUUCUCCAGACUGUCGUGGACAUCUUGGAGUACUCGAACAAGAAGAAGCUGCAGAAACUCAAGUGUGAACUUAAGGAGUGGGAGGAGAAGGAGGAGUCCAAGAUGAAGUCCCUGGCACAGCAGGUUGAGCAGCUGAAUGCCAAGAUUGAGAAGACCUACAAGGAAGUGAGCUUCCUGAGCACAUACAUGGACCAUGAGUAUCCUGUCAAGUUGGUCCAGAUCGCCAGCCUUGUGCGUCAAGUGCAGCAGAUAAAGGACAACCAGCAGGAUGAGCUGGAUGACCUUGGUGAGAUGCGCAGAAUGGUCCUGCAGUCUUUGUCUAAUCAGAUUCAGAAGAAGAAGAAAAAGCUUCUGCAAGCUCUGGUGGUGAAAAGCCAGCAGCCCCAUCAGGAAGCUCUUCUGCAGAAGACCCGGGACAACCAGGACAUGCUGAAGUACGUGGACAAGUUCCGAGAAUUUAUCAACCAGUUUGAGGAGGAAAUACCCAUACUGAAGGCCGAGGUGGAGCAGCUCCAGGUGCAGGUCCAGGAGCCCCGAGAGAUGGUAUUUGCAGACGUCCUGCUUCGGAGACCCAAGUGCACCCCAGACAUGGACGUCAUCCUCAACAUCCCCGUGGAAGAGGUGUUGCCCUUCUAGAUGCCGGGGCCAGGGGCCAGCCUUCCCUCCCUGCUCUUUUUCCUAUACCUGGAGCCUUGACUUACCUUCUUCCCUGAGCGCAUGCCCGCUUUCAGAGUCUGG